CCGUAAUUAUGACAUCAAGAGGACAAAGUGAGACUCAAAAGCUAAAACAGAAUCUUGGAGAACAGCUUGAUCGAUUGGUAGCCCAGCUUGCAGAUUUGGAGGAAUGCAAGUGAGUUGUUCUUUAAAAUCUGAUUACUUAUGAUAACCACUUCUUUGAGUUUCAAAAAGUUAAAAUGAGACCUAUUUUACUGUAAUUAGCUUUAGCUUAGUGUUGAAAGCAAAGACACAAAAUUUAACAUUUUUGUUCGUCAACUAUAGACUUUGUUGUUUUUCCACAAUAACCAAUAAUAUUGAAUUUGAUUUGUCUGUUAUUAUCGAUUAUCGUAUCGCUUAAGGUUUUUGAUCAAUGAACGAUUAUAAUAUUGAUGGACGGCACACCACUACGAGCAAUAAAUAAUAAAUGUUUUCAACUUGUUAUGUUUGGUUUUAAAUUUAUUUUUUACAAUGUUGCUUAAAUGACUGUUAUCUUUUGUGUGGGAGAGAAUAAUUACCGUUAAGUAUUAAAUUAAUGUUGAUUUAGUAACAGUAUAUAUAAUAAUUUUAUUAUGUUUGUAGGGAAGAUUUAGAUGAUGAUGAAUAUGAGGAAACAAAAAAGGAGACGCUAGAACAACUUAAAGAAUUCAAGGAGACAUUGGAUAAAUUUGCAGCUGGGAAUGUAACUCUGGUUGAUGAGAUCAGCAGCAUGCAGUUGGUAAUUUUUAACAGCUUAAAUACAGUUGAACCUCCUCCAAGCUGCCAUUUAAAAGCCCCCUGGAGUGCUUGUACUUGGAAAUUGCCAAGGCAGAAUAAAAAAAAAUAGAUUUUAUGUGUUGAUUAAUUAUUAGCAAACCAGCCUGACCUCCAUUCAGUAGACACUGUAUUCAUGGGACGCUUGCCUCGGUCCCGAGGGUGUCCCCUGAAUAGAGAUUCCAAUGUAAGCUUAUAAGGCUGGAACGUUGUUAUUUGAUAGUGGAUUUGUUUUGGAGACUGACCUGGUCUGGUCAGCCACACUACUGGUUACAGAACCCUUUGUUCAUUACCUGAACCAGAGACAUUUUCAAAUACGUUACUUUAUCAACAGGCCAUUCAGGCAGCCAUAAGUGAAGCUUUUAAAACUCCUGAGGUCAUCCGCUUGUUCGCAAAGAAACAACCUGGACAACUAAGACAAAGACUAGCAGAGGUAUAGGAUGUGAAAUCUUUUAUGGCUGCUUUAAAAAUAACUAGUGAUCAUACAGUGAACAGGGCUCAUACAGAGUCCUGAAUUCUUGAAAAAGCCGUGAAAUAUAAUUUGCCCAGCAAUUUUCCAGACCUGGAAAAUGUCUGGAAAAUAGAGAUAAAGUCAUGAAACAUUGAUAAGAUCUGGCAGAAAUAGGGGUGGAAACUGGAAGAAACUGGGAUGCGAACUGGGAGAAAUUGGACUGGGUUAUAUGGUGGUGUAGAAACAGAAUAUUGUGGGCAGAACUUCUCAGAACUGAAAAAAAUGGCAGGUUACAAGAAGAAAUAGUUUUGAGAUGGGAAUGGAAAUUGGGAAGAUUGGGCUGAGAAAUUAAUGUUCAGUGAAUAAAUUAAUAUUUGUGAUGAAAAAACUCUUGAUAACAAGAAAUUGGGAUAGGAUUUCAAGCUGUUUUAUUAAAUGUCAAGUUUUCAUGUAAGCAAAAUAAUGAUAGCUGCGAAAAGAACAUCUGCUUUUGAGGGAUCUCUAUUUCUCUUUGUUGAUUGAAGUGAUGUCAUUUCCUGCAGAUGCAAAGAGAUCUUAAGACUGGUCACCUGAGUCAAACAGCAUACACACAACAAGCAGUGGAAAUUUUAACAGCUUUAAAGAAGCUUGGGGAACAGGUAAUGCACAAAUUUCAUGAAAUAACUUACUAUGAAAAAAAUGUUCUUUUAAUAUUUGUUCAUGUUUCUUAUCGUGUGAUUUCAGCUCAAACCUCAAGAGGCUGAGUUUCUGGCUGUUAAUACCAAUGCUGCUUUGAGUACCUUUGAAAAAGUUUCGGAAAAUAUUGGUAUGUGCAUGUAUUAUUUAAUUUCAAUACACCCGCGAUGAUCAGAUUGAUAUAAUACAAGGAAUCAGCAGGGCUCUGAAAAAAACUUAAAUUCCUUCUUGUCCUUUUGGGCAAGCAGCUUUCAUUUUUUGUCUGGGGCCACUCUUGCUCCUCUUAGUUAACCCUGAUAUCCACUUACAAAUUCUCCAAACUGAUCUCCAUAGAUAAAGAAUUAGUUGAGAUGAGAGAAUUUGAUAAAAGAUCAAAGGAUUUUCCCCGAGGUGACCCUGGUCAAGUAAGGUUCAAAAGUUACUUGCCCAUCAUGAAAAUCUACUUGUCCGUGGUUACCGGACGAGACAUUUUUCCAAGCCCUGCCUCGAGUAAGUGAAAGGCAUAAAUAAAAAUCCGUUGAUCAUAAAUCUGAGGGUGAAAUUAUUUCGUCGCGUCCAACUUCUAAAUAAACGCCAUCCUCUAAUAAGCACUCCAUUUGAGGUGUAAACAAUUUAAUAAGCGCCGCGGCGCUUAUUCCAGUGAAUAAGGUGUAGGGUAACAUGCGUACCAAGCAAAUGGAGCACUUCAAGACUUUAAAUGGCUGCCACCCUCGUUUCUUGACUCUUCACUCCUCAACGCUUGUACGUUACACGUGCCACGUCCCCUCGGAAACCGGUCGUUUCGAUACAAACUCAAGCAGUGAAAUUGCACAAAAAUUUUGUUCACUGCAAGUAUAGUUUGCGAGUGAACAAGAAAAACAUUUUGGGUGAAUAUCUUCCUUGUUUAAGCCAAGUAUGUGGAACGAUUUACACCUCGACUAGAUAAACUUGUAUCGAAACGACGUGUAUCGAAACAACUUUGUAUCGAAACGACCGGUAACCGUCCCCUCUUACUGUGAAGAAGAAAUAUGAGAAUAGCUACUUGCAGCCUUAAACAAAUAGGAAACUUUUAAAUUCUUUCAAUUUUCCCUUGCAGGGAGCGGGGAUAAACUUCUCAAAGUGGCUGGUUCACAGGUAGAAGAUGCGCAAAAAUGA
Porites lobata is the source of this 2986-nucleotide messenger RNA. The record is from the annotation of a GenBank genome assembly. Lineage: Eukaryota; Metazoa; Cnidaria; Anthozoa; Scleractinia; Poritidae.